AUGGAUAAGGAACUUAAAUCCAAGUGGUCCUGUCCAGGUUGUCGCGUUAAAGUAAAGAAAGGCGACAAUACCAACACCCCUAUACAGCCGAAAACUCUCGAGCAGCGCACUUGUAGCGAGGCAGGCGUCUCUGCUGACUAUUAUAUGGACAGUGACGCUUUUGACAAUGUGACACAACGAAAAAAAUUAAGCUCCAACCAGUCAUCUCUUUCUAUUGAGCCGGAGCUACUGAGCGUGAUUAGAUCGGAAAUACAGUCCUCGAUUCGCGGUUCAUUGAGGUCGGCAGUGGAGUUGGCACUCGGCUCGGAUAUCUCUGCCAUCAAAGAUGAGUUGCGUAUUUUGCAGGACCUUAAAACCAGUAUCGAUUUCUUAAGCAGCGAAUAUGAUCGUAUGAAGUCGGACAUUCAGUCGUCGGAGGAAAAAAUCAGAAACUUAUCCAAAGACAAUACUACUCUAAAAAGCAAGGUAGAUGAACUUUCUGGUAGACUGAAUCUACUCGUGCAACACGCACGUGAAACAAAUGUCGAAAUAAAUGGAAUCCCCGAGCACAAGUCUGAAAAUCUUGUCUCCGUAUUUAAGCAAUUAAGUUCUGCGGUUUCAAGGCCCAUUGCUGAUACUAAUAUUCUGUCUUGCACGCGGGUUCGGAAGAUGGAUGAUUACAGUCAAAGGCCACGCGCUAUUGUAGUGAAGCUCCCUGGCACUGCAAUACGUGACGAAAUCCUGGCUGCUGUUGCCAAAUUUAAUAAAGCAACUCCAUCUGAAAAGCUUCACUCUGGACACCUCGGCUAUGGUGGAAAAAAGUCGCCGAUAUUUGUAUCAGAACACCUGGCUCCAUAUUACAAAGCACUUCACACUCGUACGAGACAUGUUGCCCGAGAUAAGGAUUAUAAAUACGUAUGGAUUCGCAACGGCCGUAUCUUCGUUCGGAAAAAUGAUCAGUCUCCUGCUAAACAAAUCAAGUCGUAUGAAAACCUGAAUAACCUGUAA
Messenger RNA from Hyposmocoma kahamanoa, 987 nucleotides. RefSeq lists its product as uncharacterized. The record is from RefSeq and is a predicted model, not a curated record. The transcript has a single exon. The coding region runs from base 1 to 987 and encodes 328 amino acids. Lineage: Eukaryota; Metazoa; Arthropoda; Insecta; Lepidoptera; Cosmopterigidae.